UUUCACAUCCAUUCUGCCAAAUCUGCAGCAGCAUUGAACUCGCACAGAAAAGGCGAGGCUAACAAAAGAAAAGGAAAAAAAAAAGGCAAACUGAAGAAUGCUUUUCUGAAGGACCUCCUAUCACUAGGCUUGAGUUGAGUUUGCAUGUACAUUAGACGUGAACUGGUUCAUGAUUUACUGAGGAGUGCUGGUGAAGAGGAGGAGGAGUGGUCAGGAUCGGAGAUCAUUAAGCACUUUGAAAAAGACGUCGCCCUGAACGCAGCACAGCAGCACCGCAGCCAGGAGGACCAGAAGUGCGUUUAACCUCCGAAAGUUGCGUCGAUCUGGACAUGAUUUGGUUCUGAUUUGCUGCUCAGCUGCCCGGAGAGGACUGCGGAGGGGCUGAACGCCGCAUUGUGGCAACCGACACCCUCGAUUCCUGCCCGAGGACUGCACAAGCCGCUCGCCGCAAAAUGUCAUCUCAGGCCAAAGUCAAGAAGGACAAAGAGAUUAUUGCCGAAUAUGAGACCCAAGUGAAAGAGAUUCGUAACCAGCUGGUGGAGCAGUUCCGAUGUCUGGAGCAGCAGUCCGAGUCCCGGCUGCAGCUGCUGCAGGACCUGCAAGAGUUCUUUCGCCGAAAGGCCGAACUCCAGCUAGAGUAUUCCCGAGGGUUGGAUAAGCUGGCUGAGCGCUACUCCUCCAAGAUCCGCAGCUCCAGAGAGCACCAGCAUUUCAAGAAAGACCAAAAUCUAAUCUCCACUGUGAACUGCUGGUAUUUGGUUUUGGACCAGACCCGGCGAGAGAGCCGAGACCACGCCACUCUCAGCGACAUCUACAACAACAACGUCAUUGUCCGCCUGGCACACGUGGGCGAGGAUGUCACCAGACUCUUCAAAAAGAGUAAAGACAUCGGCGUCCAGAUGCACGAAGAGUUAGUGAAAGUCACCAAUGAACUCUACACAGUGAUGAAGACAUACCACAUGUACCACAGUGAGAGUCUGAGUGCUGAGAGCAAGCUGAAGGAGGCAGAAAAACAGGAAGAGAAGCACAUCGGCAAGGUGAAUGACAUCAGCGGCGGUCUGUUGCGUCACAGUCAUGAUGAGCGUCCCCAACGAAGAAGCUCCGUCCGGAAGAUGGAAAAAAUGAAGGAAAAGAGACAGGCCAAGUACUUUGAAAAUAAGCUGAAGUGCACAAAGGCCCGGAACGACUAUCUCCUCAAUCUGGCAGCUACCAACGCCCUGGUGGCCAAAUAUUACAUACACGACGUGUCGGACAUGAUAGAUUCUUGUGAUCUGGGCUACCAUGCAAGCUUGGCGCGCACCAUGAGGACCUAUCUGUCUGCUGAAUACAGUCUGGAAACCUCUCGCCACGAAGGUUUGGAUCUACUCGAAGGAGCCGUCGAUGCCAUGGACAUUAGAGGGGACAAGCUAAGGUUUAUGGACACACACAGUCAGAUCUUCUGUCCUCCAGCACGUUUUGACUACCAGCCACACAUGGGGGAUGAGGUGUGUCAGGUUAGUGCACAGCAGCCUGUCCAGACAGAGCUCUUAAUGCGAUACCACCAGCUGCAGUCUCGCCUGGCCACACUGAAGAUAGAAAAUGAAGAGGUUAAGAAGACUCUUGAUGCCACCAUGCAGACCCUCCAGGACAUGCUAACUGUGGAGGACUUUGAUGUAUCAGAGGCCUUCCAGCACAGCCAAUCCACAGAGUCUGUCAAAUCGGCCUCCUCUGACUCCUACAUGAGCAAGGCAAACAUCACCAAAAGGCGAGCCAAUCAGCAAGAGACCGAGGGCUUCUACUUCACAAAAUACAAAGAGUACUUGAACGGCAGCAAUCUCAUUGUUAAACUUCAAGCUAAGCACGACCUUCUGAAGCAGACGCUAGGAGAAGGGGAGCGGGCUGAAUAUGGAACAACAAGGCCCCCCACUCUUCCCCCUAAACCCCAGAGAAUGCGGAAGUGUAGACCUCGUUCCAUUUUUAACCGUAAGCUGUUUAACGGCAAUAUGGAGGCCUUCAUUCAGGAUUCAGGGCAGCCUAUACCAGUGGUGGUUGAGAGCUGCAUUCGAUACAUCAAUCUGUACGGUCUUCAGCAACAAGGCAUAUUUCGGGUUCCAGGAUCUCAGGUCGAAGUCAAUGACAUUAAGAAUGCAUUUGAAAGAGGAGAAGAUCCACUAGUGGACGAUCAGACGGAUCAUGACAUCAACUCCGUAGCAGGCGUCCUCAAGCUCUACUUCCGAGGGCUGGAAAACCCGCUUUUCCCCAAAGAACGUUUCCUCGACUUCAUCUCCACCACCAAACUUGAUUCUGGUGGCGAAAGAGCUCAUCAUCUCCAGCAGAUAACUGUGACCCUACAGCGGCCCGUGAUCAUCGUCAUGAGAUACCUGUUUGCUUUUCUCAAUCAUCUUUCCCAGUACAGCGACGAGAACAUGAUGGAUCCCUACAAUCUGGCUAUCUGCUUUGGCCCCACGCUGAUGCCCAUACCGGACGACCAGGACCCCGUGGCUUGCCAAGCACACGUUAACGAGGUCAUCAAGACGAUCAUUAUCCACCACGAGGCCAUCUUUCCGAGCCAGCGGGAGUUGGAAGGACCGGUCUAUGAAAAAUGCAUGGCAGGAGGUGAAGAGUACUGUGAAAGCCCUCACAGUGAGCCAGGAGCUCUUGACGAGAUCGACAACGGGACCGGGCCAAACACAAGUGAUGAAGAGUUCGAGCCAAUCGAGGCCAUCGCCAAGUUCGACUACGUGGGGCGAAGUUCGAGGGAGCUGUCCUUUAAGAAGGGAGCGUCUCUGCUGCUGUACAUGAGAGCGUCUGAGGAUUGGUGGGAGGGCCGGCACAACGGUGUGGAUGGGCUGAUCCCGCAUCAGUACAUUGUAGUGCAAGACAUGGAUGAUGCUUUCUCAGACAGCAUUCAGAGGACAGAAAGUGAGACCAGCAGUGGAUCUCACUAUGAUGACAGGACGUCGUCAAGAAAUGAGCGUCAGUCUCCUUGUGACCAGGCUGCUGAGAACCGGUUUGGACCUGCAUUAGGAAGGAUAAGAGUGCGAUCAGAUGGAGCCGCAGUUCCCCGUCACAGGAACAACGGUGCUUACAGCCACAGCCCCACCAGGGCUGCUGACCAGCCGCCCAGGGUAAUGCCGCGCCCCUGCAGCCCGCACAAGAUCGCCGUCAGCAGGGCCCACGUCGACAGCCCGGAGAAGCGCCGCCUCACCACGUUCGGCAGCUCGGGCUCCAUCAACCACCCCGAUAGGAAGGCGUUUGUCGAGAGUCACUCUCAACGGUCAUCACCAAGCACGACGCGGCACGCCAGUUUAGGGGACCAUAAAGCCAUGGAGGCCGAGGCGCUCGUGGAGGUGAGGGCCGCAACGAGUUAUCGAAGUGCAGACAUAGAGAAAACCAUGAAUACAGCCCUGCAUGAAUUGCGAGAGCUGGAGCGGCAGAAUGUAGCCAAACAUGCCCCCGAUGUUGUCCUGGACACCCUGGAGCCCCUCAAGCACCCCGGUGCCGCCCAGGAAAUGUCUGCCAGCCCCCUGCACACCAUGGUGAUCAGGGACCCGGACGCAGCCCAGCGGCGUAGCAGCAGCAGCUCCUCCUCCGAGACCAUGACCACUUUCAAACCAGCUCUGUCGACACGCAGACCGAGCGCGCCUCUAAGGCCCCCGCCGGUCAGGCCUGUGCGACCGGCUCCGGUGAUCGGACCUGGCCAGGGACCGCACCGCUCCAGCAGCUCCAGCUCUUCUGGUCUGGGCAGUCCAGGCAUCACCCCCACUGAAAGGGUGUUUCCUAAAGCGCCCUCCCCAUCGCCGUCCACGUCCUCUUCGUCCUCAGACAAACAGGGUAACAUGUAGCUCCAAUCUGCCAGCUGUCAAGAACAAUGUGGAUAAUGAAUGAUAUCAGCACAUCGUCUUUAUAUCAAUAGCAAACAACAACACCCAAUUUGUCCAAUUAUUUCCCCACUAAUCUUGUACGAGGUAUGAUUGCUGCUUCUGGUUUCUUCUCACUCCACCUGGAAGCAAGUGACUGUACUGUUUAACAGUGAUUAUAUUACACAGAAAUAUGAAUUUAAACUAUAAAAAUUACUUAAUAGACUUCUUACAAAGCUGGAAUAAAGAGAUGCACUGGAGAAUAUUUCUGUUUACCGAGAUAUGAAACGUCUCGCUGAAACAAUAUUAGAUUACAGAGAUGCUGUGAGCUUGUGCUUUGUGUCUGGUUUCCUGCUCCAUUACCAUGACACACUUACGGGAAUACUACACCACUUACCAUGUAGACAUCCAGACUGUGCUGGGGGUUUCGUGUUUGAAUAUUUCCUUCAGAACCACUUACGUUGAUGGAGAGAGGUUAAUGUUGAGAAAACUGUCCCACUUUGGAACAAUAUUGGAAGACGGCAUGACUGAAGGACGAUAUCCGCUGCCUCAAGCUGCAGUUCUUCUGAUGAACACAGAAUGCUGCUUCUGUAGGAAUUAAAACUGUCGUAUUUGCCUCGACAACAGCUUCAAAGCAUAUAGCAUUUGGAAAUUAUACACAUUCAUAUAUAUUUGUUGCAGUUUUCAGAAAUCUGGGAAAUGCUGCAGGUGCUGGUGAAACUCGCGGCAGCGCAGGGAUUUGGCUUGAACUGACGGGCAACUUAAGCACAAAUGUGACAAAAUGGCUCCACGCACUGUUGUGAUCCCAACUUGUGGUGCUGCUUUAGUUUACAGUUUGGGAAUCAGCAGCAUCUGUACCAUUCCUCCACCUCAUUGUGCCAUUUUUAAAACACUAUCCUGACAUUUGAUAAAUACAGUAUUUUGCAAAAGUGUUCAAACCCCUCGUACGUUUUCACAUCUUCAUGUUACAAUUACAUACCACAACGUUGUGUGAUUAUUGGGGAGAUUUUUUUUAAGUUAAAGUUAUGCUUUAUUAUAAAGCGGAAGGAAAAUUAUACGUUUUUCAGAAUUGUAUGGAAAUAAGAGUAUGAAAAGUGUUACAUAAAUUUGUCGACUUGAAGCUAAACGACUUUAGCUUCAAGUCGUUUGCCUCUUUCUCUGAACAUUCUUCUUUGGAAAACACCCGUCGCUUCAUCUGAGGAUAUAUGAAGGGUAAAGUUCAGGUUUUUCAGCUGGUUCUAAAUUGGGUUCAUAUCAAUUCAGACUGGCUUUGCUUCCCCAACUAAAGAAACCAUGCUACAGUGUGGAUGAACUGUUCAUUGUGAUGUGUGGUGGUAAUUUUACUGCACUCUGAAAUGUUUCAGUUUUGGUCUAAUGUACCCACGGGGCAUACUUUCACACGUUUCCUGGAGGGCUACUGCUUCUUUUAGCGUUUUUUUCAGCAAUGGGUUUCUUCUUCUUCUACCCCUUUGAGGCCAGAUUUGUUAAGUGCAAGGCUAACAAAUUGUCAUGUUAGCCUAUUGGAUCUUUGUUGCUACUCCAGAGUUACCAUGGACCUCUUGGUUUAAUGCUCCACUUGCUUGGAUUGCAGUUUCCAGCAAAGCAGUUCAAAGCUUGGGAUUUGUUUUUAUAGCCUUGACCUAAUAAUUUCUGUAAUCUGCUGUGUUCCUUGGUCUACUUGAUGCUGCUUGUUCAUUAUAUUUUCAUCGAAAAAAUGAGGUUUUUAGUGAGUUUUAAUGACACACAGACGGGCUGUUUUCUAAAUUAGCAAUUCUGAAAGUCGUUCAUUGCACUGGAUAUUAUUUUGAGACAUCGGAGUAAAAGGAACAGAAUAGAAAAAUACACACUUUUCCGUGUUGGUUAUUUAUAUCAUACUCCAACUAAUUACACAAAUUUGUGGUUGCAAUUUGGAAAAAAAAAAAAAAAAAGGCUCACAGGGAUAAAAUUGUUUUUGCAGUGGACGUUGUAGUGUGUUUUGUAUGUGUCUUUUUUAUAGAAGGCAAAUGUUAUCAUCUCAUCUUUACUGCUUUAUUUCAUUCUUCAUCUGUCAAUUUCAGAACUGUCCAGAGGGGGGCAGUAUAGACCAAGUUACAGUGGUGCACAAGACAUGAAGCGUUAGCGUUACAUAGCUUUCAUGAUCAUUUCUGUGACAAAAAAAGGAUGAAGCAAAGUUUAGUUUUAUUCAAGAAACGAUAUCCCUAUCUCUUUUUACCACAUUAUUAGCUGUGUUACCUCUAAAACAAGUGAGACACUUGCACAAUUCAGUUGACUGAAGCACUAAUAAACUACAUGGAGCUGAGCUGUUUGUAGGUUCUGUCUUCACCCUGAAGCUGCACUAGAAACAAGCUUGUCCAGGUUGCAUUGGGUCUCUGCAGGCUGUUACUGUUGCUUUCUCUUGAUGACAUGUGUUGCCCCCUCCUCCAGGGGGUUGAGCGACAUCUCUUUAAAGUAUAAAAGGUACAUACGAUGGGAUGACUUAACACCUACUGCUAAAUAUUGCUUGUAAAUAUAACAUUGUAUCAUAGGAACAGGAUAUAUACAGUAUAUAUGUAUUAUGUGUAAUGUGUAGAUUUUUCUAAUUCUUAUCCUUGCACAGAUAUUACCUGAACAAUAAACUGAAAAAGUGUCAAACAUUGA
This is a messenger RNA of Poecilia latipinna (sailfin molly), 6476 nucleotides long. Its product is annotated as SLIT-ROBO Rho GTPase-activating protein 3-like. The record is from RefSeq and is a predicted model, not a curated record. Gene Ontology annotation, molecular function: protein binding. Lineage: Eukaryota; Metazoa; Chordata; Actinopteri; Cyprinodontiformes; Poeciliidae. Gene Ontology annotation, biological process: signal transduction. The coding region runs from base 453 to 3824 and encodes 1123 amino acids. The transcript has 22 exons.